Messenger RNA from Trametes versicolor FP-101664 SS1, 969 nucleotides. RefSeq names its product Aldo/keto reductase. Gene Ontology annotation, cellular component: cytosol. The record is from RefSeq and is a predicted model, not a curated record. Bases 1 to 906 code for a protein of 301 amino acids. Gene Ontology annotation, molecular function: aldose reductase (NADPH) activity; oxidoreductase activity, acting on NAD(P)H as acceptor. Lineage: Eukaryota; Fungi; Basidiomycota; Agaricomycetes; Polyporales; Polyporaceae. The transcript has 4 exons.
AUGUCCGACUACACCCCUCUCACCCUUCCACUCAACGACGGCCGCACCAUCCCGUGGCUGGCCUUCGGCACCGGCACCGCACUCCUCCGCAGAGACGCUGCCGUGGAGGUGCGCAACGCGAUCGAGCACGGCAUCGUGCACCUCGACGGCGCGCAGCUCUACGGAAACGAGGACUCGCUCGGGGCUGGGAUCGCCGCGGCGGGCAGGCCGCGCGCGGAGCUCUUCGUGACGACGAAGAUCGCGGACCUCUUGGAGGGGCAGACCGUGCGCGACACGCUCGUCGAGUCGUUGAAGAAGCUGCGCCUCGACUACGUCGACCUCUUCCUCCUGCACUCGCCCAUGCGUACGUUGAAGGGGAGGGUCAAGGAGGCGUGGUUGGAGCUCGAGGCGCUGCAGAAGGAGGGCCUCGCACGCAGCAUCGGGGUGUCCAACUUCCGCAUCCAGGACAUAGAGGAGGUCCUCGAAGUCGGGACCGUCGUGCCGGCGGUCAACCAGGCCAGCUCGCGUUUUAUUGAACCGUCUAUCGAGUACCACCCAUACGUAUUCAAGGCGAGCCAGCCGGUGCUCGAGUUCGGGAAGAAGCACGGCAUCCUCGCGACGUCGUACUGCGGCCUAGUCCCCCUCACGCGCCACACGGGCGGACCGGUCGACCCCGUGCUCGCCUCGAUUCGCGAGCGCCUGGCGAAAGAUACCGGGAAGGAGGUGACGACAGGCCAGGUGCUCGGGCUUUGGCUGCGAUACCAGGGUAUCCCCCAGAUCACGACGAGUUCGAAGCUGGAGCGUGUCAAGGAGUACAUCGCUACUGAAAGUCUGCCUGACCUCACGCUGGAGGAGGUGCAGCAGAUCAACGACGAGGGUUCCAAGAUCCACUUCCGCGCUGCGUGCAAAUGGAUCGACGACGAGUGAACUUCAACGUUCACGGUGGAAGAUAGUGUACGAUAAAAUCAUGGUUUAUAAGUGGUGUACAAG